GCUUAAUGGCCGCCUAAGUAAUGAUGGCCGUUUAUACCAACGAUGAUUGAAGGCGAAAAACAGACAUCUUCAUUCUGAAGAUAAUGCCGCUGCACUGCAUCGGUGAGAGGAGGAGUCCCUCUGAGAUUGACAAUGAUGAGGAGACAUGCCCCAGUAUAUGGCAGAAGUCCCCAGAUUCCAUCCUGCUGGACAUCUUCUCUUCUCUCAAAGCUUGUGAUCUUCUGCAAGCUGCACAGACCUGCAAGGACUGGCAUCGUGUCUGCCAGGAUGAGAGUUUGUGGAAGGGACUCAUGCAGAACCAAUGGGGUGUGAAGACAGUUUGUCUCCCUCCAGGGAAGGAGAGUUGGCAGGCUGAGUACAGACGUCUCCAUUACCUAGCUCCUAUGCAUCUCAGUGAGACGCUUACAGACCACCAUGACGAGGUUCUUCAUGUCAGCUUCUCCCACAGAGGUGACAUGUUUUCCACCACUUCCAAAGACGCCACUAUCAAGGUGUGGAGUGUUGGCUACCCAACAACAAUUAAAUACUCAAAGGAUUUCCGUAAAUUACUUUCCUGGGACUUCACUCAAUUCUCCUGUUUUAAUCAGAGUGAUAGCAUGUUGCUUGUGUCAAGUGUCAAGACGAGAGACUUCAUUGACAGACGAGGUUUUGUUGCUAUAUUGUCUAUUCUGCAUGAUUUCCAUAUACUACGGGUGGUGGCGAUGGACCCCUCACAACUGUUUGGAGCAUGGCUUGACGACAGCACAUUUUUGGGUGGUUGUUUAGAGAUCAGCCUUGACCGAUUUGCUACUACUGUCCAGAUAGAAUCAUUUGAGGUACAGCCUUCCCAGCUUGCCGAGUUGUUAUCCGAGGGCUGUUCAGACAUGUGUGUGGAGGAAGGAGGGGGGAACAGUCUGUUUACUUUCUGUAGCGAGACAGCCAGUCUUAUCAAAUUCUUGACUGUGGCUAAUGUUCCGGUGAACCCUAUUGAACCGGAUGACCUUAGUGACCUCUACUCUGACUCUGACUCGGACAUGGAGGCUGAGGGGCUAGAUGACAGAUCUGUGGAUGAAAAUAUGGAGGACAAUUUUGGAGAAGAGGCCGAGGCAGGGUGUUCUUCCUCCUACAGUGGAGCAGCAGGUGUCCCUGACAGUUGCAGUGUGGACUAUAGCAAAUGUGGCUCUGCAUGUGGUUCGAGUGCAAAGGACCAAACAGCAACCACACAGAAUAUGAUAUUUGUGACCGGUGAGUUUGCAGUAGCAUUGCAUCAGGUCGGAUUCAAAAACUUAUCCCCUCCAAUCUCAAAUGACAAUACAAAAACUAGGCCACAUAGAGACAGUGAUCUCAGUUCCAACUCGGACCUUGACGAGCUAGGAUGUGAAGCAAGCCAGGAGGAGAGUCACAUGGUUGUCAACUUCAGUAAUAAUGACAUACAGUUACGGAGAAUACGAAAAUCAGACAAACCAGAUCAUUUGAUUGACCUCUACGGUCAUGUGACAGGAUUGUGUUUGUCAAGUGAUCAUAGGUAUUUGUUUCUCAAUUGCCGACCGUGGAUUGGUACAGUGGAUAGAACUGACCCCUGGGCGACCCCUGAUCUGUCACCAUCAAUAGAGGUCAGAGUAAUUGACCUUUGUACACUAAAGGACACCAAACUAAGAUACACUGGUCACAAAGGUUUUUCUCCUUGUACCAUGUGUUGUUUUGUGUUCCUUGAUGUCAGUGAAGACUAUGUUGGCAGUGGAAGUGAGGAUGCUAAAGGCUACAUCUGGGACCGCCACUACACAACACUAUUAUCUACCUACCAACAUGGGGAGGGGGUCGUCAAUGCCAUCGCCUUCUGUCCUAACAACCAGGAGUACCUUGUCACGGUCAGCGAUGACAACACAAUCAAGAUCUGGAGGUCAAAGCAUUUAAUGAGGGGUUUGGAAGUGUGACCGGACACAAUUGAACAAUGAAUAUUGUACUAGAGAACAUGCACGGGUCUAUAACUGUUAUAGUGAACAUUUUAGAAGGGCUGUGAGCCAACUUUAUAUUCCUUUAGGGAAAUAGUGCUUUAGAGGAAAUAUUUGCUGGGUGAUAAUAGCUCGUAUACACAUAUUCCAGUAUAGGAUGCUGCAGGAAAUUUGAAAACUGAAAGAGAUUUGACUAUUUGGACAUUCUCGGGGACUCCAGAGAGGUAUAGUGCGCAAAGAAAAGAUUUUAUGAUUAUUUAGAGAACUGAAAGACUCUACCGAAGAUCAAAAAUGAGCUUUUUAGUGAGGUGUGGAAGUGUGUACAUGUUAGUUAGAUAUCAGAUUUCAAUAAUCUACUACCGUAUUUGACCUCAAAAGCACAUUCGUCCCAAUAUGCACAUCCCCACUUCUAUUUUUUGUAAAAUGGUUACCUCACUGAUCUGCAUAUAGAAUCUUCUUUUAACCUAAGAUCCUUUUCAAGAGAAACGGAAAAACACUCCAUUUUUAAGAGAAACAUAUUUUCCCUGCUUUCAAAUGGAAACUUUCUUAAUGCGUUAUAAAUGUGUCCCUCUUGUGUUUUUCAGCGCAGUGUUCUUAUUAGGUUGAAUAUGUUGUAAACUAUUGUCCUACAGAUCUGUACAGUAUUUGUACCCUAAAAUCUGUCAAGGGCUAGCCGAAGCUCUAGAUUUUAUGGCUGAAAGUAGUGUGUUCAGUAAGACUUUAUAUAUGCUAUUCAGGAAAGUGUUGAUGUGCUAAUAUAUAUAUAUGUUGCUGUUUUCCCCAACAGUUUGGUGAACAUUAUUAAUGAUUAAUGAUGUGUAUCAUGCAAUGAAAUUACAUGUGCAAAACUGAUAGGUCCCAUUUUCAAAACAUAAUAAUCAAGAAAGAUAUAAUUAUUAAUAUAUUAUUUGUUAUUUAAUGGUAAAAAUGAUCUAUACACAAAGUUCAUAGUGAACACUUGUAUUCAUUUGUGUAAUUAUUUAUUUCAUAUUGGCUAUAUUUAUUGCCAUAUCUUUGAGUCACCUGAAAAGACAAAAUGCUGUAUAUGAAAGGCCUUUGGUCAGUUGUCCUCGGUUACACUGUUUGAAGAAUGAGUUUAGUCUCAAACUCCAACUUAAUGAACUUUGGUAAAAGUGCUUGUUAGAGAUCACUUUACAGGUAUAUGAAGGUCAAAGGUUAAGGUCACAAGUACUGUGAAAAAAAUAUUUCACUGUGUGUGCGAUGAUAAUUUGAGUUCCCUUAGGACCAUAUCCAACUUCAUAUAGUGUCUUUUAUUGAAAGUGCUUGUUUGGGAAUGCCUUUUAGGUCUGACGGACAAAGGUGGUCAAGACCACUGUUACUGUGAUCUGUAAAUAUAGAUUUUUCCUGCACUAUGAAAUCAGUUGUGACAAACUUUCAACCAAAAGUGCUUGCUGAGGCUUUUUAAUGAGUUGCAUCUGUAAUUCAAUAUAUCCACCAAUGACUGUUAAAGGUUUUUUUUCAUUUUUUUAUUCUAUCAAAUCAAAAUAUUGCAUGAACAACAAUUCUUAGUUAUGUACAAGGAAGACAAAAAAAAUUAAACAUUUUAAAUUAACUUCAGUAUAAAAGCAAAUGAGUUGUGUGUGUGGUAAUUUUAUGAAAAUGAAACAUAUAUAUACCAGUUUAUAUGAUUACAGUUUUUAUCAUGUAAUAAGCCUGUGGGACUAAACACCUCAAACUCAAAGUCAGCAGGAGGGUUUACCUGAAUCACACGACAAUGUAAUUACAGGAUUUGUUGGGAAUUUCAUUGAAUAGUUAUACAUAUUCAUGACUAUUUUUGUAUAUCCAGAUAUCUGGGUAGGCUAAUAAGCUAUGACCAGGUAAAUAAUGGUAUUGUACAGAAUAUCAAGUCAUUAUAUAAACAGAUUUACAAUAUAGUCUUCAUUGUGUCCAUAUAUGAUGGACAGAGGUCAGUUUCUACAGAAAAUACUCAUAUAAUUAUUUACAAGUGUAUUUUGAUUGCUUGAUAGAAUCCCUUGUCAGGUGCAGUAAAAAGUCAAAUCCUGUGGAAAGGUGGCGAUACCCAUGACAUUAAAUUGUGUGUGAUACUGUAGGAUUGAAUUGAAGGAGAUCUGAUUUCUCUGUGGAUGAUUAUCCAGUGAACAAUAUUUAUUGCUUUAGUAGAAGCUGCCAGGAUGCAUCAAGAUUUGUAUAUAUGCUUCAAGUUUUUGUGUAGUGUUUGUGUAAAAAGGACUGUAAUUAUGAGUUUGCAGCAUUCAAGCAUGUGUUAAAAUGUAGGUCAUUAUAACAUUGUGAUGUCAUCAAAUCUUGCAUAAAUUGCCAUAAGAUCUUUGAUAUGUCAUCAAAUCAUGUGUAAUGCAUGUCAUUGAUUCUGUUGUUAUGUCAUCAAUUCUGUUAUAAUGUCAUCAAUUCUGUCGUGAUGUCAUAUAGCAGGUAUGAUGUCAGAUUAUGGUUGUGAUGUCAAAACACUAAAUUAUGUUGCAUUAUUUUUAGCAUCAUAUAGUCACUUGAUAGAUGAUUAACAAAUUAAUUAAGCUUAAGAAGAGCUACUAACAUAAAUGGUAAUUACAAUUUGCUGCUGUUUUUUUUAAAUCAAAUAAUAAUACUAGCGUAUAAUUUAUACCAUCAACAGAGACAUUCACACAACCAAUGAAAGUGAUAGGGAUAAAAUAUUGUACUAUUGAAGCAUUUAUCAAAUUAUUGUGUUCAAGAUUUAGUAAACAGGUCUUGUAUAAGAGUAGUGUACUUAUUGUUAAUAAAUGAGAUGUACUAAGUGUAUGUAGAGGGCACUCAUGACCUGAUCAACACUUUGUGAACAAUAAAGAGGCAUUCUAAUAUAA
Molecule: messenger RNA, 4750 nt
Organism: Pecten maximus
Lineage: Eukaryota; Metazoa; Mollusca; Bivalvia; Pectinida; Pectinidae
Product: F-box/WD repeat-containing protein 5-like
Exons: 8
Coding region: 84-1913 (609 amino acids)
Biological process (GO): protein ubiquitination
Cellular component (GO): SCF ubiquitin ligase complex; Cul4-RING E3 ubiquitin ligase complex
Molecular function (GO): protein binding
Source: RefSeq, a predicted model, not a curated record